This is a messenger RNA of Paramuricea clavata, 351 nucleotides long. The record is from the annotation of a GenBank genome assembly. Lineage: Eukaryota; Metazoa; Cnidaria; Anthozoa; Malacalcyonacea; Plexauridae.
AUGUUAUUGGAGGAACUUAAACGAAAGUCACAGGGUGACGCUAUCAGGAAUUUAAAGAGUGAUGCUGAAGCGUUUAAAGGCGACACUGAAACUCGCAAUGUCUAUAACAUGGUGAUGGCUUUGAUAGCCACUGGCGCCGAUGUCAAUCUUGCCGAUUAUGAUCAGCUAACACCACUUACGAUACCAUGGACGAUGUUGAAAACGUCGCAUGAUUAUUCGGAAAUGUUUCCAUGUAAAUUUACUGUGCGUGUUGUUGGCCGUUGGUGCCAAGAUGCUUGUUUGACAUAUCUCGGGGAUGUACGCGCAGAAGAUCUCGCCUAUUUUUCAUUUCGAAAAUGUAACAUAACAUAA